Molecule: messenger RNA, 2167 nt
Organism: Trichechus manatus latirostris (Florida manatee)
Lineage: Eukaryota; Metazoa; Chordata; Mammalia; Sirenia; Trichechidae
Gene: NCAPH
Product: non-SMC condensin I complex subunit H
Exons: 17
Coding region: 294-2105 (603 amino acids)
Biological process (GO): mitotic chromosome condensation
Cellular component (GO): condensin complex
Molecular function (GO): chromatin binding
Source: RefSeq, a predicted model, not a curated record
CCAGGAAGGCCCCUCUCAAUACCCCUGGCACCCCGAUCCUUGAAGACUUUCCUCAGAACGAUGAUGAAAAGGAGCGACUGCAGCGGAGGCGCUCCAGGGUCUUUGACCUGCAGUUCAGCACAGACUCGCCUCAUGCGCUGGCCUCUCCCUCCAGCAGGAGUAUUGACAGUUCAGCUACAAUUUCCAAGUUUACAAACACACAGAUAACAGAGCAUUACUCCACCUGUAUCAGAUUGUCCACGGAAAAUAAAAUCACUACCAAGAAUGCUUUUGGCUUGCACUUGAUUGAUUUCAUGUCAGAGAUUCUUAAACAGAAAGACACCGAACCAACAAACUUUAAAGUGGCUGCUGGCACUCUGGAUGCCAGCACCAAGAUCUAUGCUGUACGUGUCGAUGCUGUUCAUGCCGACGUGUACCGAGUCCUUGGGGGACUGGGCAAAGAUGCCCCAGAAGAAGUGGAGGGCCAUGGUGCAGAUGGAAGUGCUUCCGAAGUGGGAACAAACAAAAAGGCGCCGAAGCCAAAGAAGAAGCACUCCUACAGAACCAUCGAGCAGAACGUGAACAACCUCAACAUCUCCGAAGCGGAUCGGAAGUGUGAGAUUGACCCCAUGUUUCAGAAGACUGCCGCCUCGUUGGAUGAGUGUAGCGCAGCAGGGGUGUUCCUCUCCACCCUCCGCUGCUGUGACUACAGAAGUGAGCUGCUGUUUCCUUCUGACCUGCAGGUUCUCUCCACUGGAGAACCUCACGAGUUGCCCGAUUUAGGUUGGGUGGAAAUGGCAGAUUUAGAAGCUCCCUUGCAGCAGUGUGCCGAGGAUCGCCAGAUCUGCCCUUCCUUGGCUGGGUUCCAGUUCACUCGAUGGGACAGUGAGACGCAUAAUGAGUCCGUGUCAGCCCUGGUAGACAAGUUUAAGAAGAAUGACCAGGUCUUUGACAUCAACGCCGAGACUGAGGAGGCAGAGUGUGGGGACUACCCUGAUGGGCCCCUGGAGGACGACUUUUAUGCCAGCGAUGAAGCCGAGCACACCGCAGCUGGGAAUCAGGAGGAGUUCAGGAGCUGGAAGGAGCCCUGCCAAGCUCAGAGCUGCCAGAAAGAAGUCAUUCCCCUCGGGGACGGAGACAUCAGGACCAUGUGCCCCCUCCUGUCCAUGAAACCUGGAGAGUAUUCCUAUUUCAGUCCCCGCACCAUGUCGAUGUGGGCUGGCCCGGAUCACUGGCGCUUCAGACCUCCACACAAACAAGAUGCUUCCUCAAAAUCAGAGAACAAAAAGAAAAGUACAAAGAAAGAUUUUGAUAUCGACUUUGAAGAUGAUAUUGACUUUGAUGUGUAUUUUCGAAAAACAAAGGCCGCCACUAUCCUGAGCAAGUCCACUUUGGAGAACCAGAGUUGGAAAAGCACCACCCUUCCGACAGAUUUCCUCUAUGAGACCAACAACCUCGUCCAGCUGCACCUCAAACCCGGUGUCAGGUUCUUUCAGGCGGCCCAGGAGCAGAGGGCAGGCGCUGAGCAGUAUGAAGACCUCAGACACUAUGAUUACAACAACCCUAACGACACCUCCAACUUCUGCCCCGGGCUCCAGGCUGCUGACAGUGAUUAUGAAGAGUCAGACAACUUAUUUGUGGGACCAACUGGGGCCUUUGACCUCACACUGUGUCCUGGCCAUCCACCUAAGACAAUGCAAGAGAACAAUGACACCCCCGAAGUCCAAGGAUUGGACAUCAUGACCUAUGGGGAGUCAGAGCUGGUGGCCGAGCCUCAGAAGGUAAAUAAAAUUGAAAUCCAUUAUGCCAAGACUGCCAAAAAGAUGGACAUGAAGAAGCUGAAGCAGAGUAUGUGGAGUUUGCUGACCGAGUUCUCAAAGAAGCAAGCAGAUGCAGAGGCAAACCACAGUGAGAUGGGGAAAGAAGGGGCCCCGGAGGAGGUGGCUAAUGAGAAGCUGUUCAGUGGGCUCACAAAGGACCUGAAGAAGAGCCUGCCUCCCCUCAUGGCUCAGAACCUCUCCAUACCUCUGGCCUUUGCCUGUCUCCUGCAUUUAGCCAAUGAAAAGAACCUGAAGCUGGAAGGAACCGAGGAUCUUGCGGAUGUUCUUGUGAGGCAAGGGGACUGAGUGCCCCACAGAGAAGACGGCAGUGGCGGACUCAUCUCAGGGACCGCGUACCUCUGCCCUGG